AUGUCGUUGAAUGCGCCACUAUCAGCUUCGCGCAGGGGCCCCCAAUGGACUCGUUUGCGCCAUGCGAGCAGGUCCAGCCAGGAGCGCUCAUCCAGCGAUCCCCCUGGAUCUCCCCGAAGUACCUCGACUCAUUCUACAAUCAAGGAGUCUGGACUGCGCCAAAGUCGUGAGAGAUACUGUACCGUCAGCACCUAUGAAGGCUUCUCGAGAGAGGAGGUCUUCCUCAACUUCGACCGUCUGGGAGGGGAUGUCAAAGCUGGUGCAUUAAUGGCUAUAACAGCCAUCAAGGGUGAUAGCAUCAAAUCUUCUCAGACAUAUGGCAGUCUGGGUAGACACUCCUGGGAUUCGGGGCCCAGAGAUAGCCCCAGGGAUCCCACAUUCUCCUUACUAGAUCAGGAUUACAUUAGUAGUCGAUACGUCUUCCUCGCCAAGGAUAUGCCUAAGGAGAUGAAGUCCAAAUAUCCGGAUGUCGAUGUUACGGUGGCGAAGCAUAUUGCGGAUGCAUUUGGGAUCAAGAGAGGCUCCCGGGUUCUUUUGGCUCCGAUUAAUCAAGAUAACCCAGCAAUUCAAGCUACGCAUGUCGAAUUGUUCUUUAAAGACCAGUACCUAUCGAGAGCUGACCAAUGGAGGCUUACGGUUGGUGAGCUGAACCAGCGUACCGUCUACAAAGGACAAUCUAUCCUGUUCUUGGGCACAAUCAAAGCCCAGGUUACGGCCGUAUUUGUCAAUGGCCGCCGUGUGCACUCUGGAUACUUCACGCGGGAUACACGACCUAUUUUCCGCAGUGAAUCUGCUCGAUUUGUUCUCUUCAUCCAAAUGUCCCAAGAAAUGUGGGACUUUGACUCCAGAGAUACUGGUGAGAUCAUGUUCAACAAGGUUGUCAAUGGAUUCUUACCAGCUCUAUUCAAAAGAUGGGCAACUCUGAGAGUGAAACAUCUGGUUAGCAUCGUAUUAUUUGCCCGAGUUGAAUAUGACACUGGACUCGCAACCGAUCUAGCCUACAACGCGUUGAAUAGUGACUACUAUACCGGCGCACAAAACUCUGGAAGCAAACGGCCUUACAAGGAUUUCUACCGCGUUGUUGUGAGUGAGAUGUCAAGUGGAGAGUGGACCUCGAUUCUUCACCAAUUGAAAAAGGAGUCCAAUUACUUCAGGCGGGAUAUCAGCCUUCACCACCAUCAAGCCCAGUCCCAAUUCAAGGAGCACAUGGAAGAGGAGGAUUCAAAAAACAUACCGGUCAAUACCGUCAAAGCCGAAUCAUCGCCUGCAAUGUAUGGAAAUCUUCUCGAGGCUAUCAACCUCGCGUCUUCUCAGUUUGCAAAUGACUACGUAGAUCGCGAUUUGACCCGCACGGGAAUUUCCAUCAUGAUCCUCACUCCUGGCUCGGGCGUGUUUGAAGUUGACUAUGAGACGUUGAGAAGGACAACCGAAUCCCUUGUCAACAACGGCAUUGGAAUAGAUCUCAUCUGUCUGCCUCAAAUGCCUUUGCAUUCCGUUCCUUUGUUCAAAUUUCGCAAUCCUCAAUAUUCAGAGGACAAGUUCCGCGGCCAACAUCAUUCGGGAAUGUCCAAGUCAUUCCAUAGUCGUGACAGUACGCCACUCCACCAAACCCCCGUCGUUGGUAGCUAUCAAUCCAUCCCAGGAUCGCUCUCUCCGUCCAAAGCAUCUAGCUUAAGACAAAGCGAGGUUGUCCAAUCGUUGAAAACGCAAGAUGCUUGGUGCUAUGCACUGCCGCAGUGGCUACAUGUGUCCUACUGGACCGGGACUUCGGAUGAGGCAUUGUCAUACGAAGGCAUUGCUGUAACAGUCUCAAAUGAGGUCGAGAAAGAUGGAGAUGAUGAGUUUGUCAUGCGAUGUCGUAUGUACGAUCUACAGAUGAGGAGCGUUCUCGAGACUAACGAGAUCGAGACAAAGCCUCUGCAUGCCGAUCCCUUAUUUCCCCAGAAGCUCACCUUACCUCCCUCCUCUCCUAAGGCGCGUCGGGGAAUGGGUACCACUGACGUUGUAUACCUCCCUAAUCGGAGAUCUCCAGAAACUCUCUAUGAGUACGUUUAUGGCUUUCUCAAGUUUAGUCCGGACAGGCUUGUCAAGCCUGGAGAAAAGUCACUGUGGAAGCAGUUGAAAGAGUAUGACGAGACGAGAGCAAAACUGCCUCGACACAAACGUCCGCAUCACUCAUCUAGACAUGUGGAUCUGGAUGAGGACACCAGGAGGCAGCUCACCGAAGACUCCAGGUUGUUUGGAACAUCGGUUCCUGAGCAGAAGCCCACAAUUUCAGUCAAGUCCUCUAGGAAAGCGUCAAUGAACAUUCUAGACGCAGACAAGCCAGGCUUGGCUGCUGUAGCACAGAUGAAGAGCCAAGCCAAGGCCAACGCUGCACCAAAAGCCAUCUCAUCAAUUAAGGCGCCCAAGUUUCUCAGGCAGAUUAGCCUCGGACAAAGGGGCUUUGGUGUCGCUGCGCCAAAAGCUACCAUUGCUGAGGUAAAGGCGGAAACGGUAAACGCCUCUGACAGAUCUGCAGUGGAAAAGAUGGCUCCGUCAAUGCCAUUGCUCAGCACCUCGUUACGACCUUCGUCGCCACAGACCAUUGCGAGUCGAGAAUCUUCCAUAUCUGCCCGUCCACGGAAGUUAGAUACUCAGGUACCACCAACAAUUGAAAAACUGCCCCAAACACCAAGCAUUCCAAUAUCAAGAGCAACAAGCUCAAUCAACUCCAAGGACCCUCCACCCCCUCCAUCAGCUGUGCCCGGAUCGUUCAGUUCUCGAAUUGAAGGCAGUGUGGAUGAUAGAGACGUCAGGCACUCGAACGCAUUACGUGCAGAAGAUGCUCAAAAGGUUUAUACCAACAAAUUACGGGCAGGCGUGGGCCCAGAACUUCCGUCCACUCUAUCCCCUACAACAGCAAUCACACCUUGGCUUACGUUGCUCAACCCAUCAAAACCGGAGAGACAUCGAAUCGAUGACACGAUCCUCUACAGCAGAUGGCAGCAUAUCUUCCCUCAAACAUCCGAGAUGAAGGUGCAAAAAUGGAAGGCCCUGUGCUGUCCAGCCGCCGUACCACUGACCACCGAGUAUUUUCCCACGAAGACCCAGUUUGACGUGGAAUAUCAAAGGCAUCCGUACAAUGUUGACCAAAACCUUGAUGACGAUAUGGAGGAGCCCAAGUCACGCCAAGAGUUCAUGAAGGAGCUGAUCAGCCUGCGCCUCUCGCAGGGUUUCCAAGUGGUCGUUGGGCCAGCGGUCGCAAAAGCAUUCGGGCAGAAGCUUAUCAAGAUCGCCGACAUUUUCUCUCGUGAUCAAGCUCUCGAGGAUGGUACAAGUGUAUUCAUGUCUGUCGGAAACACGAUCCAUGAGCUAGCCUGUGUUAACGGCACAGAGGUUGAAGUCAACAUUUACAUCCGAAAGCCGCCAAAGUCCUCAUCUACGUCUGAUGGAUUCUCUCUCACCUACAAGCCUGCCAUUCGGACUCUGCUGGACGAAGGCUAUCAGACCCGCCACAUCGAAAUCCUUCGACCGAACCCGGAUCGCAACUGGAACACCAUCGAUUCAUUCCUGGCAGGCCACCACGAUGAAAUGAUGGAAAGCCUUCGAUUCUGGAGAGCCAGAUUUGUGUUGAUCCCGCAGACAUCCCGCCAGUCUUCAAACCCAAAGCUGCAUGUCGGAGACAGUCCCGAGGAAAUACGUAUCGAAGGUAUCAAGCGCCUAGCCUGCCUCUGGCAGAAGAAUCGCUAUAUUCCACCGGCUGACCGACCUUAUCAACGCCCGGGUUUCGAGCAAAGCCCGCUCAACAUCAUCUACAAAACAGAAGAUCCAUCUGUUGUCAUUGCGGCCGAGCUUGAAACCCUUCCCAUAGUGGAAGGCGCUGAGGGCAUUCCGCGAAAAUGGCAGUUAGUGUCAAGCAAGGAUCGCUUUCAAAAGUCGAAUCUCAACCUCUCUGCCCUGGCGGAGGCGAUGCAGCAGCCGCCCGAAAACGGUGGGGUGCCUCUGCGCAACCGCAGGUGGCACAUCCGGUCGUAUUCUCACUCUUUCAUUGGGUCCGAAAUGGUCACCUGGCUGUUGGACAAUUUUGAGGAUCUGGAGAGUCGAGAGGAAGCCGAAGCUCUUGGAAAUGCACUCAUGGUCCGCGAGGAGCCGAAGAACAAGGAGAAGGAGGCCAACGAAAAAAGUAGUGAGAAGAGCAAGGGCCUUUUCGUCCAUGUUGAGAAAAGGCAUCAGUUUCGAGACGGAAACUACUUCUACCAGCUUUCAAGUGAAUACUCAAAGGGACAGUCCGGGUGGUUUAACAAACGAAAGGAUCCGCAUCUCUCAAGCCAACUAUCCGAUGUAUCAUCCCCCAGAACCGCGACAUGGCCGCCCGAAGACAGGUCUCCUGUGACUUCGUCCCCCGUGCCUGCAGUAUCAACGGCCCAAAGUCGCACAAAGAGGCCACCCCGUGUCGAACUCAGCAAAGUUAUGAAAUAUGAUCUUGAUAGUAGAAAGCGGUCAUACCACCCUGAGCGCGUCGACCUGCAUUACGAUCGUCUCCACAACCCAGACAAUUGUUUCCACAUCCGUAUUGACUGGAUGAAUGUCACGGCCAAACUGGUCCAAGAUGCCGUUGAGGGCUGGGCUAGGGAAGCCAGCCAGUACGGGCUUCGUCUUGUCGAGGUCCCCAUUAAGGAAGCGGCUUCCAUCGCCGAGACGAACCCAUUCAGACGUCCAUACCAGAUCAAGCUCGCCCUCCCGCCCCCAGAGCAGAAACCUGAGACGUAUCUUGACGGAAGCUCAAACAAGCACUUUUACCAGAUCGCCAUCCUCAAGAAGCUCGACUUCGUGCUCGAUAUGGAGGCCGCCUCGUGCUUCCCAAGCAACGUUGAGGUCAGAUACUCGUGGGGCGUCCCCGACUACAAAUACAGCCAGUACAUCCACCGCACCGGCGCCCUGCUGGUGCAAAUACUCGACUCGGGCGACUUCAUCGUCCUGGCGAACCGGCUGUACAGCGCCCGCGUCUUCAACUACCGCGAGCACGUCCGCGCCCCGACGAGCGCGACCGGCGAGCCCACCUUCUUCGGCGGCCGCAUCAUCAGCUCCUCCAGCGCCAUCAACCUCUCCGAGAUGACGGCGGGCACCUCAUCGCCCCUGGUGAGGCCGGCCUUCUAUCAGCAGUCCCCCGCCCUCAAGCCGGUCCACCCCUGGACUAGCAGCAGCAGCAACUUCCAACCGCCUCUGAUCACGGAACCGGAGCUCAUCAAGGAUGAGCUGGAGAGAUUCUGCCAGGACGCAGCCACCCUGGAGGAGUUCUACAGAGACACCUUCGAGAAGGGCCAGGCUGUGCCCAGCACGCCGUCGACCUUGGGCCCCGCGUCCAUCUUGGAGGUCGUGCCCGAGUCGAGCAUCCCCUCUCUGGGGCUUCCUCCCGGUGUCUUGGGCGAAGGCAGCUUGGGGGCCGCAAGUCUCGCCGGAGGAAGUGUUCGCCUCCCAGGCGCACUUCCAUUCUUGCGGCGAGGCAGUGUGCAGAUUGACAGUCUGGGGCUGGGGUCAAAAGGGAAGGGGAACUAA
This is a messenger RNA of Clonostachys byssicola, 5538 nucleotides long. Lineage: Eukaryota; Fungi; Ascomycota; Sordariomycetes; Hypocreales; Bionectriaceae. The record is from the annotation of a GenBank genome assembly.